GUUAUAAUUUAGAUGAGAGGAUUUAUGAUUUGAUUAGUUAGAGAUUAGACUCUACCAAAGCAGAAGUGCAAAAACACUGACCUGUGGGCCUCUUCUCACUGUCUGGGUGUGGCAUUAACUGUCAUCACUUUUGGUCUUGUGAGCAUCCAGGUGUUAUUUGACAUGAGCUGAACUGGCAGCGAUCUCCAUUCCUGUCACUCACUGCUUUCUAUCUCUCCACCCAUGUUUUAUCUGUGCUCACCUGCUCUGCAUCACUCUGUCACAGGCCAUGGGAAGGAAACUGCAAAGCAUGCACUGCCCUGUUGUCACUGCCAAAGUUAAUUAACAAACAAAAGCACAAACAGGGAGGUAUUGGAGCCACAGAAUCACAUCUAAAAGCAGAAUUUCUUUGAUGUCUCAAAUUUUACAGGCUAAUAUUUUUAUUCUAUCUUUGCAUCAUUUCCUGUAAAUUUCUUUAUCUUUACCUUCACAGUUAGACACUUGAAGGGUCACUGUCUUACACCCACAGUCUGACUGACUCACUUUUCACCUGUCACUUCUCAUUAUGUUUUAGGAAACCAUCUUGCCCUCAGCAGGGGUGGAUCUACCUUUCUCUCUUUACCUAUCUGCAUGUCUGAAUCAGUAGAUCUCUCUUAGAGAAACUGAUUUCCAGAGCUGUAACGUCAGCAUGCUAACUUUUCUCUAACCUGAAAAUAAGGCUUUGUAUCCAUGGAUGCCUCCAACAGUGUGUCUGCGCUGUGGUACAGGACGUCCAAGCCGCUGGGGAAGGUAAGGCGACGUCUCCAAGACCUCCGCAUCCCUUCCUCCUCCUAUGAUUUCAUAUCUAGCAGCUCCACAGUGGACCUGAGCCACAACGAGAGCGCUCGUCUUGCAGCGGACUGUCUGCUCAGCCGGGGCUUGGAGGAUUACCACGAGGUGUUGAGAGCAGAGGGAGAAGUGGACUUUCUGUCAGAGCCAGAGAAGAAUUACAUCCUGAAGAAUGGGAGGGAUAGUCACACAGAUGAUCCUAGUGAGCAGCACGAUGAUGGCAAAGAGUUGGAGAGUUUAUCUGCUGGCUCAAACUCUCCCACACAGUGCUCUGAAGUGUCAGCAGACAGUGACUGUACUCUGGCAGAGUCAGACGUGAAAUCGAGCGGUCCUGUGUUGGUUAAACAGAUGAUUCAGGUUUUCUUCCCCUCAGACUGCAGGGCAGCUGGCAUGAAAGACCUGGUUAGGCAGUUCAUCAGAAAGGCUAAACUGGCCCUGGCUAUAGUGGUGGACAGCUUCAGUGACGUGGAGCUGCUUUGCGAUCUUCUGGAGGCGAGCAAGAAGAGAAACGUGUCUGUACAUCUGCUGUUGGACCAGCUGAACCUGAACCUGUUUGUUAGCAUGUGGCAGGACCUCAAACUCAACAGUAAAAACUUUCCUAAACUGUCAGUACACAGCGUCUAUGGACAGACCUACUGUGCAAAGACAGGCAGGAAGCUGAAAGGUCAGAUUGCAGAGAGUUUUAUCAUCAGUGACUGGACUGAAGUGCUGACUGGUUCAUACAGCUUCUCCUGGUUGUCCUGGCAGGUCCAUCGGAGUCUUGCUGUUCUGUUAAAGGGCAGCGCAGUCACAUGUUUCCUGCAGGAAUUUCACAGGCUGCACUCCAGCUCCAAACCCGUCACCGGCUUUGUCACCUUUAUCACUGUGCCCCACACUCUUUGCCGACACGCCACAUCACAUGCGGCUCUUCAUAGCGAUACUGGUAUCAGUAAGCAGACAUCAAACCAGACAGGUCUUCAGUGGGACUGGAAUAAAGAUGCUGAAAACACUCAGACAAAAGCAGCUGGGACAGUUCUACAUAAACCCCAGAGCCCAGCACUGGUGAGCAGCCGGGGGGAUAACCGACCUCAGCACAGAGCAGACACUGGUACACAAAUCCAAAGAAAACCUCUGCAGCUGUACCCGAAGCCUUUGAUUCAACCAGAAAUGGAGCGUGAGGUGCAGAGUAAAUCUGUGGAAAAGCCCAAAUAUACAAUGGAAUCUGGACACACAAGGCAUAAUGAAAAAGAGAAGAGCGAAUACCAGAUUCAGAGCCACCUAAACCUGCCUGAUCAUACCCACUACAUCAGCACUACAGCUGAAAAGAAUGCAGCGAUUCAAGAGUCAGACCCUCUGCACACUGUGUCCCCGACACACAGACAGCACAGGACUGUACUCUGUGAAACACCUUUGAAGAAUUCAAAUCUUGAUCCUGCAGACGUGUCUACCGAAGGGCUCUUCUUUCAGCAGAGGAACAGAAACACAAACCCUCUGAGGACUGCUGCAGACCUGAACACACAGAGAGGACAGCGGAGCUCCUCACACAGUUUCAAACCCAAACCGGAACUUCAACAUGCUAAUCCCAAACUCCACCCUCCUCCUACAACACAACACAAACAAGCAAACACCACUCAUCAGUUUCUUUUUACACCUCUAAGAGGACACACACCUGGUGUGCAAACCAAAUUCUCCUUUCUAGAAACCAGGAGGCAGGCUCAGCCACAGAGGUACUACCAGCCCCAGCUCCAACCACAAACUAUCAAAGAGCUUCCAGCUUCAACAGGAGCUCAUCUUAGGCCUCAGCUUCAGAAAGACCCAAAGCUCUUUCUUCCAGGUACAGCAGCCCAGAUUAAUCUUCAGUCCCACGCUUUCCAGCAGCCUAAUCCCCUUUGGAGGCUAAACUGGAGCCCCCAGAAUCAUCCUAUGGAGCGUCACAGCUCCUUCAGGACCCCCCAUAGGAUGGGACAGAUGGCUGGCUGGGGGCCUUUACAGAGCAGCAUGAAUACACCACUGAGAAGAAGCAAGAGUAUGAACGAGAGACAGACAGCAGGGUUCAGUCUAAACAGAACGUUUAGCUAACUCUAUAUUGGUCACAUUUAUCCACCCACAGACACACAGGAGCUGCAGCUAUAAAAACAACACAAUAUCCUCAUAAGUUUCACUGAGCUUGGGUGAUAUUUUAAUGUAAACCUCUUGAAAUUAUACUAGACCAAGAGAUGAGCUUAUUAUUGCUACAAGUCCAGCAGCUGUAUCUGCAUAUUUUUGUUAAAAUAAAAUAUAACUUCAUGACAACGUGUAAUCUGUUACAUGUCUUUAAUCCUGAAAGGUGUGUUAAAGUAGAACAUUUGGGGUAAUUUUACAGCUGCUACACACACUCACGAAAGUGCUUUCUGUUAUUAAACAUCUGCUAAGGUUGAUGUUGAGUGGAGCGAUGUGAGGAGUUAAUCUGUUGCCACUAACGUGAAGAGAACAAACAACAAGCCUACACUGUCCUGAGAGAUUUUAUUAUCUGCAUAAUGCUCAGAACAGCUUGUCUGAUACAAACAGCAUCUGAAACAGACUUUUUUUUUAUCAGAAAUAUAGAAAUACUGUGUUUAAACUAACAACCACAAGCAACAUGUGAAGCAGAACAUGAAGCAGUUAAAAUAAUUCACUUUGUUUCAUGGUUUAAUGCAAAAAAGAGUCACUGCUGUACAGUUAUUGAAAUAGUGAUGGCUUAGUCACUAUGCUCUUUGUCUGAACCAUCUUCAGCUGGUUCUUCACUUCCUUCCUGUCUGUGUUCACCUUUGUAAACAGUCAACACUGCAGCAUGAGGAUAUUGUGUUUCAUGCUGCUGCCCGUCAGUCUCUAACACGCCUGUCAGUAAGAUCUUGUUCCACCAGCGCUGUCUGAAGCUGUGCAAAGAGACACUGGUCAGGCUCUCCCCAUCCUGGUAGUCCUCCCUCAUCUUCUCUAGGAUCAGGUCCUCUGACAUCACCAAGAUCAAAGAGAGAAAAACUGUUGAUUUAUAAAAAGGAGCCAAUUUAAUCCAAACUGUCUGGAAUUUAAGCCUUGUGACAAGAGCAACUUUAAAUACAAAAAAACCUGAAAAAUUACAUUUUGUAGGUCUUAAAGGCAAAUUAAAUGACAAAAUAAAGGUGAAAGAAAAUUUGUCAAGUUCUUCUUAA
Haplochromis burtoni (Burton's mouthbrooder) is the source of this 3953-nucleotide messenger RNA. RefSeq names its product protein FAM83A. The record is from RefSeq and is a predicted model, not a curated record. The transcript has 6 exons. Gene Ontology annotation, biological process: epidermal growth factor receptor signaling pathway. Lineage: Eukaryota; Metazoa; Chordata; Actinopteri; Cichliformes; Cichlidae. Bases 709 to 2865 code for a protein of 718 amino acids.